AUGGCGUCAUGCAUGAGUCUGUGGCCGGGGGCACGUUGCACCGUGAAGGUGCUCGUUAUAAGCUGGGCGCUAGUCAUGGCGGUGGCGGCUCAGGAGCCGUCGAUUGCGGUGGACGAGGCCGGUACACUGCAUAUCAACGCGGUUGGAGAUGUGGUGCUCAACUCGACCGGAAAAGUGGUGCUUAACGGCAUACACGUGGAGGCAGCCCUCGCCUAUCUAUAUGACGCACCGCCAAACUUGUGGUGGAGCGCACCAGAGCAGCGUGUCAUCUCCACCACCGCCGUCGGUGGGUUCUCAGUGUAUGCGGCUGAUCUGGACGCCGACGGUGAUCUCGAUGUCCUCAGCGCCAGCUGCUAUGACAACAAGAUUGCGUGGUACCGGAACAACGGCGAUGGCACCUUCUCCGCUCAAAUCAUCAUCUCCAACGCCACUGACGGUGCCAUCUCCGUGUAUGCGGCAGAUCUGGACGGUGACUGUGAUCUCGACGUCCUUAGCGCCAGCGAGAACGACAACAAGAUUGCGUGGUACCAGAAUAAUGGCAACGGCACCUUCUCCGCCCAGAUCGUCAUCUCAACCGCCGCCGAACAUGCCAUCUCAGUAUAUGCGGCCGAUCUGGACGACGAUGGUGAUCUCGACGUCCUCAGCGCCAGUGUUGGCGAUGACAAGAUUGCGUGGUACCGUAACAACGGCAACAGCACCUUCUCCGCCCAGAUCAUCAUCUCCACAUCUGCUGAUGGCGCCCGCUCGGUACAUGCGGCAGAUCUGGACGGCGACGGUGACCUCGACGUCCUCAGCGCCAGCCGCGACGACAACAAGAUUGCAUGCGAAGAGCUUGGGGAAUGGAAUUCGUGGUUAUGUGUCCUCGGGGAUGCGGCGACUCUAGAGCCGAGGGCACUGGAGGAUGUGUCUGAUUUUGCUCAACUGUGCGAAGCCAGCUGGUCGGAACGGAGCGAUGCUCGAGAGCAGGAGCUGAACAUUUCAAGUCCAGUGAACCCAGAGCAGUGUGGCACCGAGAGGAUGGCUGAUAAAGAAGCCACAGAGAGGAUGACUGAUAAAGAAGCUACCUGUCGGGGCGAAGGCGCAUACAGGUUGUACUCUCCGCUGCCCGAAACUCUCCGGUGCUACCAAGCAGUUGAAGCAGAUCCGUAUGUGUACAUGCGACGCAAGCCCAGGUAUCGAUGGCAUCCACGGCUCUGUCGUUGCAGCCGAGACGAGUAUUUGUCGCUUCGCAAAGAAUUGCGUGUGCUUCCAGACGGACGUCGUCUGGCCAAGGACCUCAUGAGUCUGCGGCGACGGCACAUGACACGUGGUCAGCAGCGCCGACAUCGCGAGCGCGCAGCUGCCGCUGCUGAUGUCGGCUAA
This is a messenger RNA of Monosiga brevicollis MX1, 1362 nucleotides long. RefSeq lists its product as uncharacterized. The record is from RefSeq and is a predicted model, not a curated record. The transcript is spliced from 2 exons. Bases 1 to 1362 code for a protein of 453 amino acids. NCBI's taxonomy places the organism in Eukaryota, Choanoflagellata, Craspedida, Salpingoecidae.